UUCCGGCCCAAGCAGCAGUACUUAGUAAGGCAUCACUUCGUUGUAGAGUCCAGCGCACGCAUUUAGUAGAGCCCACCCUAGCGCUACCAUCAUCUCAGUGACUUGACCGCCCAACCGAAACAAACAACCAUGUGUACGAUGUUUUACACACCACAUGCCUGUGGAUGCCAGAAGGACUCAAAGUUUGUCCAAUGCGAAGCACGCCAAGGUACAAACGUCCGUUGUUCCUCGUACGCUAGGCAACCGUUGAGCCAGGCAGGAAAUUAUUGCGAGAAUCAUCUCGUGAAAGACACUGCACCUAUACAAAUGCGUCAGUGAAUAAAGAACCGGCAAAGCCAGCCAGUACAAGUGUAAGCUAAAUGUUAUUAUUCCUACAAUACGUGUGUUGUGAAGGUGAAGUCAAAUAAAAUUGUCUCAUCAGUGUUUCAGUAUUACUAUUGAAUAUUUUCUGGUGAGAUAUUCGAGAGGACAGUUGCUGAGAUAUGACUUGUGCCAGCAUAUCUUUCGACUUUGUUGCAGGUUCCGUAG
Messenger RNA from Suillus fuscotomentosus, 528 nucleotides. RefSeq lists its product as uncharacterized. The transcript has 3 exons. The record is from RefSeq and is a predicted model, not a curated record. Bases 130 to 318 code for a protein of 62 amino acids. NCBI's taxonomy places the organism in Eukaryota, Fungi, Basidiomycota, Agaricomycetes, Boletales, Suillaceae.